Molecule: messenger RNA, 2240 nt
Organism: Acinonyx jubatus (cheetah)
Lineage: Eukaryota; Metazoa; Chordata; Mammalia; Carnivora; Felidae
Gene: PRPSAP1
Product: phosphoribosyl pyrophosphate synthetase associated protein 1
Exons: 10
Coding region: 483-1640 (385 amino acids)
Biological process (GO): 5-phosphoribose 1-diphosphate biosynthetic process; purine nucleotide biosynthetic process
Cellular component (GO): ribose phosphate diphosphokinase complex; cytoplasm
Molecular function (GO): ribose phosphate diphosphokinase activity; magnesium ion binding
Source: RefSeq, a predicted model, not a curated record
GAUGGUCACCCUCCUCGGACGCAGACAUUUUGGAUCCUGGCAGAAGAGCUGGAAACGGCGGGGACCACUACCAAGCCAGGCCGCACCGCCCCGGAAUGUGAGCGCAAAAGAGCUCCCGUGGGAGCGACAAAAGCAAGCGGCGGGGCGAUCCGCGAGCCUCCUCUCGGCUGAACAAGCUUUCAAAGAGUUGCCCACCGCCCUGCCCUCAUCUGAGAUGGCGGUUCCGCGGGCGCUCUAGCCGGCGCCUCUCCAAUUCCCAGAGGGGGCGGCGGCCUCGCCACUGGCUCUGAGGCGGCUGCAACGCCGGUCGCCACGAGCGUGGGUUCUGCCCCAGCCCUUGGUGGCCUCGCGUACGUGGACGUGGGGGGUCUCGGGCCUCUCCCCUUCCCCAGCCGGAUCCCCGGCCUCGCGGCCGCCUCAGCCGCAGCCGCUCCGGGCGCCGCCCCGCGCCGGCCGGCUGUAACCGCGCCUCGGGCCGGACGAUGCCCAAGAAGCUGCUGCUGCUGCCCCCGCUCUCGGCGUCCUCGACUCUCCGCGCCCCGCGAGCCAGCCCCGCCGCCCGCCCGGCCAUGAACGCCGCCCGCACCGGCUACCGGGUCUUCUCGGCCAACUCCACGGCCGCCUGCACCGAGCUGGCCAAGCGUAUAACCGAGCGUCUUGGUGCGGAAUUGGGGAAAUCUGUGGUCUAUCAAGAGACCAAUGGAGAAACAAGAGUUGAAAUAAAAGAAUCUGUUCGUGGCCAAGAUAUUUUCAUUAUACAAACAAUACCCAGAGAUGUGAAUACCGCCGUGAUGGAGUUACUGAUCAUGGCUUAUGCGCUGAAGACGGCCUGUGCCAGGAACAUUAUCGGAGUCAUCCCCUACUUCCCCUACAGCAAGCAGAGCAAGAUGAGGAAGAGGGGCUCCAUUGUGUGCAAGCUCCUGGCGUCCAUGCUGGCGAAAGCAGGUUUAACUCACAUUAUCACUAUGGAUCUUCAUCAAAAGGAAAUACAAGGCUUUUUCAGCUUUCCUGUGGACAACCUUAGAGCCUCACCUUUCCUGCUUCAGUAUAUCCAGGAAGAAAUCCCAAAUUACAGGAAUGCAGUCAUUGUAGCGAAGUCUCCUGAUGCGGCCAAAAGGGCGCAGUCAUAUGCGGAGAGACUCCGUCUGGGGCUGGCUGUAAUCCACGGAGAAGCCCAGUGUACAGAGUUGGACAUGGAUGACGGUCGUCAUUCUCCCCCGAUGGUCAAAAAUGCCACUGUCCACCCGGGCCUGGAGUUGCCCUUGAUGAUGGCCAAAGAGAAGCCACCGAUAACUGUAGUCGGAGAUGUUGGCGGGCGCAUCGCAAUCAUAGUGGAUGACAUAAUUGAUGAUGUGGAAAGUUUCGUCGCUGCUGCGGAGAUCCUGAAAGAGAGAGGCGCUUACAAGAUCUAUGUCAUGGCCACUCACGGCAUCCUGUCUGCGGAGGCCCCCCGCCUGAUCGAGGAGUCCUCCAUUGACGAGGUGGUGGUGACGAAUACCGUCCCUCACGAGGUGCAGAAGCUGCAGUGUCCCAAGAUAAAGACCGUGGAUAUCAGUCUGAUCCUUUCUGAAGCGAUUCGGAGAAUCCACAACGGAGAAUCCAUGGCCUACCUUUUCCGCAACAUCACUGUGGAUGACUAGCUACCACGGUCGCCUGGACUGCGGGGCUCCUGCGGAAAACGUGGGGAAAGCGGUGCCGUCGACUUCCAUCCCCGUGUUUCCUUCCAGGGGAGGACUGCAGACAGCCUGGAGCCGUGUAGUCUGUCUUGCCAAGUUCGGGAGGUAGGAGGCAUUGAGCUGGUCAAGGGGAGGACAGAGCUCAUGGAUAAAUGGCCUUAACGUCUGCCACCCUCAUUCUGUUCCUUAAACACAAGUUACGCUUUCCUGAAAAGCAGCUCUGAAUCUUACCGAAAUGGAAAAGGAGUUAAAGGCAGGUAAGGUCUUAACUCCGUAACCGGCGGUCGGCAGCGCGGGGAGCUGCGUGUGUCGGUGUGGAGCUUGGUUAGGGGAGCCGAGCGCCCGGCACUGUCUUCCAUUCUAGUUGUCCUCUCCCCGUCCGACCUCACAGAAGCCUUUCGUAGAAAACCCUCUUUUUCUGUGAGAGGCUGCUGGGCCUCCAGCCGCUGAACAACGAAGCGUGUGUGGCACGACCCCUAGCAAGGAGGUCCGAUUAGAGAGUAGCAUCCCGUCUCUGGAUACCUGCGUUGCUCUUCAACUGCAAAUAAAAGUAUUUGUGCUCUU